GCUUUGCUCCUCGGCCGGGCAGCUGGUGCGCGGCUGGGCUCGGCGAGGCUGGCGCCCAUUCCCCGCCCCGCCUUCGGCGACGGACUCUCUGUGUCACUCCGGCGUGGCGUGGGCCCCGGACCAGGGAGACGGCCUUCCCGCCUAGGCUCCAGGCGCCGCGGACGAAAGACCAGCUCCGCGCGGAUCGAGGACUGGCGCCACUCUGCCUUCUGCUGCUGAUUUUCUCUUCGGGCUUUAACGGGAAGCUCAGAAAAGCGAAGAGCUGUGUCUACGGCAAGACCUUGCUGAAGACGUGGUUGCAAAGAAAGGAACUUGUGAGGCUGGGGGACGGCGCCCAGGCUUCCUGUGGCCCUGCCUCCCCGCGGACGGAAAGAUGGAAAAACCCACAGGCAAGAAGACAACCCAGGGCCCAAAGGAGGACGCGGCUGCGCAGAGGGACUCUGCCAAGGACCAGAAGGCGUCCGGGGGCAGAGGGCCUGGCAGGAGAGCCGCUCCGGCAAAAAAGCACCGCAGGGAGCCCAGCCUGAGUCCCGAAGACGAAGCCCACAUAUUCGAUGCCUUCGACGCUUCCUUCAAAGAUGACUUUGAGGGGGUCCCCGUAUUCAUUCCUUUUCAGAGAAAGAAGCCCCACGAGUGCGGCGAGUGCGGGCGCAUCUUCAAGCACAAGACAGACCACAGUCGCCACCAGAGAGUUCACACUGGCGAGAAGCCCUUCCAGUGCGCCCAGUGCGGCAAGGCGUUCCGGCACAGCUCCGACGUCACCAAGCACCGGAGAACCCACACGGGAGAGAAGCCCUUUAUGUGUGGGGAGUGCGGAAAAGCGUUCAACUGCGGCUCGAAUCUCCUGAAACAUCGGAAAACCCACACUGGAGAGAAGCCCUAUGAAUGCAAGGAGUGUGGGAAAACCUUUGCUUACAGCUCGUGCCUCAUUCGGCAUCGGAAGCGGCACCCCCGGAAGAAGCACUGAGCGCAGGGAAGCGCUGCCGCCUCUGCUGGGCACCCACGAGGCUGCAGCCCUCGUGCCUGUCCCUUCGAAGACGUUGGUCUGCAGCCUCUGGGCCCACGGGGUCCCCAGCCCGUCCCCGUGCAGGCUGGCCGGAGGGCCGUGGCCCCGAGCCGGACAGCAAGCUGUCUUCUAGGAGGACGCGGAUGCUGCCUGGGCAGGACCAGAGCCCCCUUGUCCCCACUCGGCUCGCUGCAGUGCCGUCCUCUCGGGCUGCAGUGCCAGCCCUUGGAUUCCAGCCCCACCCCGCGGAGCUGGAUGCCCUGUGCGUCCUCCCGGCCCAGCCUCCAUCCCAGAGACGCGGCCCAACUCACACAGAUGACCACCUGGGACACGGCGCCUCAGGCCUGACAGCUGCCCCGCGGGAGCGUCCCCCCCCCCCCGGUGGCCAUGGGCUGGGGUCCCCGCAUGCUGGCGGCAGCUUCCUCCCAGCCUGUGCCUGCCGCCCGGAGCCUCCG
This is a messenger RNA of Pteronotus mesoamericanus, 1461 nucleotides long. It is a transcript of the gene ZFP41, whose product is annotated as ZFP41 zinc finger protein. Gene Ontology annotation, biological process: regulation of transcription by RNA polymerase II. The transcript has 2 exons. Gene Ontology annotation, molecular function: RNA polymerase II cis-regulatory region sequence-specific DNA binding; DNA-binding transcription factor activity, RNA polymerase II-specific. Gene Ontology annotation, cellular component: nucleus. Lineage: Eukaryota; Metazoa; Chordata; Mammalia; Chiroptera; Mormoopidae. The coding region runs from base 374 to 967 and encodes 197 amino acids. The record is from RefSeq and is a predicted model, not a curated record.